CUGAGAGGCGUGGGAGAGAAGCGCACAGAAACCUGACACACACAGACUCUGCUGAAUAGGCAGCAGAAGCCACCAGAUCUUUCUACACAAAGCUCGACUGCAAGGCCAGCAGGAAACAUGGACUGUGGCGUGAUCACCUCCAAGACAGUGCUGCUGCUGCUCAGCGUCAUCUUUUGGGCUGCAGCAGCUGGUCUUGGCUACGUUGGGGGAUAUGUUAUUAACACCUACAAGAAUUAUGACAGCUUCGUGCAGGACAAGUACACCAUGCUGCCAGCAGUGAUCAUCAUUUGUGUUGCUGUAGUGAUGUUUAUCAUUGGGCUGAUUGGCUGCUGUGCCACUAUCCGGGAGUCACGUGUUGGGCUGGGACUUUUCCUGGUCAUUAUCCUGAUUAUCUUUAUUGCAGAAGUGACAGCUUUUGUUAUGGGAUUCAUUUACAGAGAAAAGGUAAAAACAGAUGUGCAAGGCACAAUGCAUACAGUCUUCCAGAAAUAUGACGGGAAAAGUCCGGAGUCUGGUGUUGUGGAUUACUUGCAAGAACAGCUUCGAUGUUGUGGAGUAACUAACUACACCGACUGGACAGCCACCCAGUGGUUUAAUACCACUGGCAAUAACAGUGUUCCUCUGAGCUGCUGCAAACAAGACAUUAAGAACUGCACAGGACAUCUGAAUGAGCCACAGGAUCUCAAUACAAAGGGCUGUGCAGAGAAAGUGGAAAAUGGGCUACAGGCUGUAUUGAGCUAUGCUAUGCUCGUGAUCCUAGGAUUUGCCAUCAUAAAGUUCUUUGGAAUGCUGAGUGUCUGUGUGCUCACAUGCAAGAGGGAAGACAAUGGCUACCAACCCCUGUACUCAGGGGUAUUUGCUUGAUAAGACAAUGGAAAGAUCAUUUUUCAUCUGCUUCUUCGUGAUAAAAUGGAUUUGUAUAGAUGCCCCAAAUGGACAAUGUAUUACCCCUUUGUUAAAUACUGUAUUUUAUUUACGUGAGCAGAAAGAACACUGUUAAGAUUUGGAAAGGUUUUAAGUGUAUCCUAUGAAAUGACAGCUUCAGUGUGCAGUGUCCCUUGGUAACAACCUGAUUUCAUAUACCUUAACUUUCUUUAGGGCUGUUUCACACUCACAUGUGUGACAUUCCCUAAAACGACAGCAGAUGGUGUGAUAGGCUCCAAAAAGAAACCCUACUUCUUGCAAGUUUUACAUUUGUCAGACCUAUUUGUAACCUGAAACUCACAGAAGAAAUUGUUUUUAAUCAUUAAACUGAUAAUGCAGCCCUGGUGCAUUCUAAACUCUUUUCAAUAUUUCCAACAAGAAAUCAGUCCCAUGACAAAUGUUCAAGCAGCAAAAGAAAUCUG
This is a messenger RNA of Emys orbicularis (European pond turtle), 1346 nucleotides long. RefSeq names its product tetraspanin-36-like. The transcript has 7 exons. Gene Ontology annotation, cellular component: plasma membrane. The coding region runs from base 118 to 864 and encodes 248 amino acids. Lineage: Eukaryota; Metazoa; Chordata; Testudines; Emydidae. The record is from RefSeq and is a predicted model, not a curated record.